Electrophorus electricus (electric eel) is the source of this 3000-nucleotide messenger RNA. RefSeq names its product mitogen-activated protein kinase kinase kinase 8 (gene map3k8). The record is from RefSeq and is a predicted model, not a curated record. NCBI's taxonomy places the organism in Eukaryota, Metazoa, Chordata, Actinopteri, Gymnotiformes, Gymnotidae. Gene Ontology annotation, biological process: protein phosphorylation. Gene Ontology annotation, molecular function: ATP binding; protein kinase activity.
AUAUGAUGAAGGCGGUGUACAGGCAAUGAAAACACGUCUCGCAGACGAGGGCUUGCGUUUAGUACUUAUGGAGCAUACGACACCCUUCGCUUUCCAGUGAUCUAAGUUGUCGCCAGACUUGAAGCAACGCUGUCGCCAAAAAUGGAUUUCAAGAAUGAGAAUGUUGGCAUAGAACUACUUCUGGCUCACAUGAAUAUUGGGGACAUUAUCCAAGCGGUGGAGCACCUCUACUCGGAGAGAGACGAGGAGGAAUCUGGUGUAUCAUUCGGUGACAGUCUGUCACAAGACGAAAUGGAUGAAACCGAGGUCUCUGACAUUGGGACCUCUCGUAAUCUGGUUUCACGUAUGCAAAAUAAGGGAAAAGUCAGGUAUGGGGGUGUGCCUGAGCUGCUGGCCUUCGUAAACAUGGUCUCCAACACACCACCCUCGACGCUUUCCAAACUGGAGGAAGAGCUUGGAGUCCUGCUUAACAAGACUGACAUGGUCAUAAAAGAGGGGCGUUAUCGCAUAGACUUGGACGUGCUUCUGUUUCCUUGGAGACUGACUUACAAGGCUCCAGGCCCAGGCCACGUUCCUAAAGGUUCUUUUGGGAAAGUCCAUCUGGCACAAGACACUGAAACACGCAAGCGAAUGGCAUGCAAACGGAUCCCUUUGGAGCACUUCAAGCCAGCAGACGUGGAGAUCCAGGCACGGUUUUGUCAUGAGAACAUUGCGGAGUUGUACGGGGCCCUGGUGUGGGACCAGAGCAUGCACCUGUUCAUGGAGGCAGGGGAAGGUGGCUCGGUCCUGGAGAAGCUCGAGAGCUGUGGCCCAAUGCGGGAGUUUGAAGUCAUCUGGGUCACCCAGCAGGUUCUACGUGGGCUAGAGUACCUGCACUCCCACAAUAUUAUACACCACGACAUCAAACCCAGUAAUAUUGUGCUCAUGUCUGCCAAAGCUGUGCUGGUAGACUUUGGUCUUACAGUGCAGAUGACUGAGGAUGUGUACAUUCCUAGGGACCUUAGAGGAACUGAGAUGUACAUGAGUCCUGAGCUGGUCCUGUGUCGGGGACACAACACAAAGACAGACAUCUACAGCCUGGGCACCACCAUCAUCCACAUGCAGACAGGAAGCCCUCCCUGGGUUAGGAGAUACCCCCGAUCAUCGUACCCCUCCUACCUCUACAUAAUCCAUAAACAGGCUCCUCCACUGGAGGAUAUAUCAGAGGACUGUAGCCCAGCUAUGAGAGGCCUUCUGGAGCAUGCGCUCGAGAGGGUCCCUGCACGGAGGAGCUCAGCCACAGAGCUGCUGCACGAGGAAGCCCUCCACCCCUCGCGAGAAGAUCAACCUCGCUGCUGGAGUCUGGACUCUGCACUUGGGGACGGCACACAUCCGCUCUUGCGCCAACAUAGUCAGAUGACAGACAGUACACAAGAGUCUUCCUCGCUGUACACUGAAGACUCGGGCCCCUAUAAAAGAAAAGGUUCCCUCUACAUAGACCUUGGAGCUCUGGCUGGCUACUACAACUACGUCAGAGGGCCACCAACCACAGAAUAUGGUUAGGACCUUCAGUAGGUCCCAUUUAGGCCAAAGAACCCUGCAAUAAUUUUGCGUAUUCACUCACGUUUCUGGGACUGGCCGCAUCAAAGCCCAGAAGAUAUAUGUGCACUGAACUGUCUAUAUUAUAAAACAAAGUGCCACUGUAGUGACAGUGUUGGGCUGUCAUAGUAACUUGUCAGGUGACACUGGUGACAUUUGCUUGUUACGAGGCUGGAAAACACACACUGAUUGCAGAUGAAAAGUGUUCACAGCAUGGCAGCGUGAGACAGUGCAGUAAACCAAGACUGAGCAAAAACCUGGAAUGACUAGUAAUAUAAUUAAUGAUCGUGUGGACUGGAUUGGCAGCAAGUCAUUUUAAACCUGUAUGGUCUUGGGACUGCAGAUACCUCAUCUUCUGAUAAGUGCUCAACACAUUUCUCAGAGUAUUGUGAGCAAGAAGAUGGUCCACAAAGAUAUGAUGACUGUGAAGGCAGAAAAUAUCACAGUGCCGUGUUCCAGUAGACUCUGAGGAUGUGCACAUGAAUGUGUCUGUUGGAGUUAUUGACCACUGAUGGCCAUGGUCCAGCUUCUGUGACUGUCCUACACAUCAUCAGAUCAUAUCUGCACCCAAAGUGGAUAAAGGCAAUCCAAUAUUUGUUCACUUUUGCCUCUCUGCAAAUACAGCAUAUCUCACUAUAGCAGUGACAUGUUCAGAGUUUCUUUCCCUCCUAUGAAGUUGGUCCUACUAAAGAGAAAAUGCAACAGACAACAAUAUAUGUCCAAUGUUUAUUUUUAUACAACACAAAAGCCUUGAGCCUAUACCAGACAAGGUCAAAUUUCAGUGCAAUAUAAGAAUACAGUAAAAGUGUUAGCUUAAAGCUUAAACCUGGUCGGAAGGCUAUUGUUUAAGGUAUUAAAUACUUGUUGGAUUAAAUACUUUAUUAGCCUGUAUGUUUGAAUAUUUAACAUUUACAGACAUUAAUCAUUCUAAUACAGGGCACUAGCGAGAUCUGUGAGAGAGUGAUUUGUUUGAUGGAAUAAUAUGAAAGCAGGGGCCUAAUCUGUGAAAUGGCAUGGUUCGAUGCCCAAGAUCCUUUUUUUGUUGUUGUUGUUGUUUUCGGUAGUCUUAUCAUUUUGAAUGUUUCUGUGAAAUGUUUUAGGGGGCGUUCCUGUGGAAUGAAGUUUUGCUGAGUACUUGCAGUGCAAAUUAGCAUUUUGUUCUUUAGACAAGUUUUGACAGGAGCAGGACAUGCUGAAGAAAAGGAAGGUGAAUUGUGUUUUAUUCAUACUCUUAAAAUUCUGUAUGUUCCAUCUACUCUCUGAAAUGGAAAAUAUUUCUUGAGGGGAUGCUUUUAUAUCAUUUCCUUUGGUUCGACCAGUUAUGUAGUAAUGUCUGUCAUACUUUGAGUCUGUCGUGCAUUUUCUUUCAUGCGUGUUUUGCUUGAUGAGGUCCAGAAGCCAGUAAACUAAGAUCAUAGCACA